CGCCCUGUGCACUCCUGGAACCGAGCAGGCGGUGCCAGCGGCGGCGGUUGCUUCUUCAGUCGGGCGCUCUGACGAUAAGGGCCCUGGAUCGCUCGGAGGUGCUGACCUCCUGCCAUCGCAGGUUGCCCCAUGAGUCGGGGGACCAUGCCCCAGCCUGGAGCAUGGCCAGGCACAAGCGGUGCGGAGAAGCUGAUGCGAGAGGCGGGGGCCGCGCCCCCCGGCCCCGCCAGAGUCGUGGUGUUGGGCCAGGCGGAGCAUGAGGAGGACAUAUAUCGCUCUGAUGAUGAAAUAAAAAAGGAGAAAGAAUUACCUAUACAUGAAAGAGGGUUACCAGAACCUAGAUUAAGUGUAGCUCCCGAAGUGGAUAUCAUGGACUACUGCAAGAAAGAGUGGAGGGGAAAUACGCAAAAUGCUACAUGUAUGAAAAAGGGCUACGAAGAGGUAUCUCAGAAGUUCACCUCCAUCAGGCAAGUCCGCGGAGAUAAUUACUGUGCGCUGAGGGCCACGCUGUUCCAGGCCAUGAGCCAGCCGGCAGUGCCGCCCUCCUGGCUGCAGGCUCCGGAGCUCACGCUGUUACCAGAAAAACUCAUAAGCAAAUACAGCUGGAUCAAGCAGUGGAAACUUGGACUGAAAUUUGAGGGGAAGAACGAGGACCUGGUUGAUAAAAUUAAGGAGUCCCUCACUCUGCUAAGGAAGAAGUGGGCGGGCCUGGCUGAACUGAGAACUGCUGAAGCAAGGCAGACGGCUUGUGAUGAACUGUUCACAAACGAAGAGGAAGAAUAUAGCCUUUAUGAAGCUGUAAAAUUUCUAAUGCUAAACAGAGCCAUUGAACUCUAUGAUGAUAAAGAGAAGGGAAAGGAAGUGCCGUUUUUCUCUGUGCUUCUGUUUGCUCGGGACACAUCAAGUGACCCUGGACAGCUACUGAGGAACCAUCUAAACCAGGUGGGACACACUGGUGGCCUUGAACAGGUUGAAAUGUUCCUUCUCGCCUAUGCUGUGCGCCACACCAUCCGGGUGUACCGGCUCUCCAAGUACGGCACUGAAGAGUUCAUCACAGUCUACCCCACAGACCCACCCAGGGACUGGCCGGUGGUGACCCUGAUCACCGAGGACGAUCGGCACUACAACAUCCCCGUCCGAGUGUGUGAGGAGACGAGUCUGUGAGGGCCUCGCACCCGGACAGUCUGGCCGUGGGGCCACGGUGUGCAGGCAGCUCCUCGGCUCGGGCCUCGGCCUGCUGGUCUCCUGGAGUGACUUAUGGGAGCUCUUACGCCCCGAGAGCCUAGCUGGCCUGAGGAGUUCUGAAGAUUAGCUUUGAUAAUGAAGCAAUAUGUUGUCCUGGAUGCCUUUAGAACACAUUUGUUGGAAGGUGCAUACUGUAUCUUUUCCAUAAAACAAAUACUUUUGUAAAAAGAGACUUAUUUUGGAGAGGAAUAUGUUCUUUAUAUCUCAAAUCAAACUUUCUCUAAUAGUCAGCUGGCUUUUGAUUUUUUUUAAGAUAGUAAUUUUUUUGUUUUGGCGGUAGCGGGUCUCUGUGGCAACCUUGCUGCACGGUCUGCUUACUCGGUCUGUUCUGGGACAGGGUCUUUUAAUGGCAUAGGCUGAACAUCCUCUGCUAGUCCCGUCAAGCCGUGGUGUGGAUUUACAUACCAAUUAAAUCAAUUCUAGACAGAUCGUUUAAUAGAAAGUUAAGAAUUGAGCCCCAAAGUGAAUUGUUUAAAGGCUGGAGGAGGUGCUGGGAUAGGAGGGAGGCAGUGGCACCUGGAAAUCCUUGCUCUGCGAGGACAUGACAGGUGCCUGAGGCAGUGGACACACCAGGUCUGGUGCGGGGUGCACGUGGUGCUCUGUGAGCCGGGGCAGUGCUGCCUGUGGCUGAUUGAACUCUUGUGUCGGGAGCUGUGUAUUAUUCUGCAGCCCGUAGGUUCACCGUUAUGGUCAGAACAGCGCUCAGAUGCACCUGCUGCUUUAGAGGAGGAGACCGAGGCCGAAUGACUGCAGCCCCUCAUCUGACUUCAGGGGUGGGGUGAGCUGGGUCCAGGUCUUCCUGUGCCCUUUUUGUGCCUUUUUUUUUUUUUUUUUUGCCAAAUUCAUGAAACUCCUCUGCUGGUAAGAAACAAGUAACAGCAGAGUGCCUGAAGUUUCUCAUGAGUUAGCUUAGGCAGGAGCGUGUACUAAAACUGGGUGCAAAGGUGUGGCGGAGCUGCCUCUGCCUGGAACUGGGUUCGGGAGGCCUGAGGGAGGCAGUGGUCCGGGCUGCGAGCGCUGGCUGCAGGGCUGCGGGCAGCCUGGCUGAGCACGGUCGGCCUCAGGGCCCGAACCAUCCGCGGGAGACGGGGCCGCGGGCACUGUCCUCAGGAGCCAGACACGUCGCUCCUCAGGGCAGUGCCAGCAGCACCCGAAUUGGCUCAGCCUUUGUGGAGGGGGUGCUGCCCCGAAGUAUUGAUCUUUAGUUUAGAAUAACUUAAAGCUUUAUUUGGUCCAAUACAAUAACAUUUAUAAACUAUCUAAUUGUUUUCUUUCAGAGGGACAGUUUUCUUUUUUUUUUUUAACCUAAGCUUUGCUUUCACUUAAAAAUUAAAAUUCUUAGUGGAGAAAACUCGACACACAGAACUAUGCAGACUGUUACGCUAGUGCUUUCCCCGUUACCUCAUCUGUGAGCACCGCGGGCGGCUUGGUGAUGCCGCCUCACUGGGUCGGACUCCGCUCCAAAUGUGUGUGGGUGCAGAGGCUUGUGCUUUUCACUGUGAAAUGCAGGGGUGCCUUGGACAGGAGGUGCCUAGAAGCCAAAUUCAAGUAAUCAGAGUGACUUCUUGUUGGCUUCGAUGCUGCAUUUUAGUAUUUGUGACGUAACAGGAAAUACAUACUAUUUAUUCUUAAAUAUUUUCAAAAGCGUAACUUCAAACGUCAGGUUGAACAAGACAGCAGGGGUCUCUGUUCAUGUGACCAUUUGUUCAAACCCACUAUUGAAUAUAGUGACACUCCUGAUAAUAACACUCAUGAUUGUCUGUCUUUGAGUUUUGAAAAUAGACUAAUCUCAGUGAACUUCACUUGGACUUCUGGGCAACUUAGGUGUUUACAUUUUAUACUUUUCUCUUCUUCCUAUGUAUGUUAUUGUUAGAGUGUGUGCAGAAAUUGCGGUCUCAACUGUCACCAUUAGUAUUUAGCUGGGAGAGGGGAGCAAAAGGGAAUUAGACAUUGGGAAGUCAGGAGAACCCCCUUAAUUGUAUAUGGUACAUGAUGUAAGGGUGAACCCCCUUAAAAGUUCACCACAGAACCACAUCCUCCCAUGAGGGUCUCAAGAAAUUCUUUUUUGAGAACACAAGAACUCGUUUUCCACUGAUGAUAGUGUGUGUGCAGAAAUUGUGGUCUUCACCACCACACUGAUAAAUGUGAAAGAAUGAGCUCAAAAGAAUUUCUGUCCCAAGGCCCCACAUUGGACUCUCCUUUCAGACUGUUGUCCAGGCUCAGAGGGGUCCGAGCCAAAGAGAAACACAGCUUUCAGUGCACAGUCCUCAGGAAACACAGAGGAUUGGCCACCUUGACAAGUAACGUUUCUUUGUUGCAACAUGAACCUUCGGUUACCCACAGUCCUAAUUCCAUUUCUCAUUCCUGGUCUCAGGCUGGUCAGGUGACAUGAGAAGACUAGACAUUGAAUUGAGACCAAGAUGGAUUCUGGGAUCUCUAAAAUAAUAAAACUAUUCUAGGAGGAAAGUUAGUGGGAACUACACUGUGCUUACUUUCAACCCCAGAGUAGCAAGAGUUCAGAGGUUUUGGACCCUACGAUUGAUUUUGGCAGGAAGAUGAUUGCCUUAAGCAGGUGUGACUUACCCCUUUGAGUAGGUGCAUUUAAGACUGAAAGGAUUUCCAUCCAACAGGUUGCAGGAAAUUAACAUUGCUCCUUCAGAGCUUUUUCUGGUUCCCCUCCUCACCUGCUCUGCUACUUCUGCGUGUACCGCAUCCGUUCACUCCACGCACACACGGCACAGACCAGCGAUGGCGGCGGCUGAGAACGAGACGCCAGUGUGUGGUCUUGCCCUUAUCAUGUAGGUGUAGGUGGAAUCUCAUCCAAAAUACUACAGUUUCUUCUUUCAAUCCGAAAAUGUUGUAAAUGCACAGAACAAGAUUGACUUGGCUUUCUUUAUGUAGCCAUUCACUUUUUAUCGUACUAUCACGUAUUCAGUUAAUGCCUGAUGGCACUUGAAAGAAAACAGACAUUGCCUUUAUCAUCCUCCAUUAGUCUUUCCCCUCCAGUUCCAGAUCUUAUCAGGUGAAAUGUCAGGCCACUUGAGUUGAACACCUCUGAUGAGAGAAAAGACCUUUUCAAGUUGCGUGCUUGGUUUUGGGGUUUUUUUCCUAAGGGGCUGUGUUAUUCCUCCUGCUCUAACCCUGUCCCCAAGGUGCCGUUUUCCCUGUGAGUGCGGAGUGUAGUUUCUGAAGGUCUUCCAGAUAAUGACUCGGAUGUGCGGUGUGGCAUUUAAUGGCCUAGCAGGCUUACCGUCCCAGCAUGUAUUAGGGCUCCAGUAGGCUUCUCAGCUGUGUCUCCUUUUUGAUGUUAAAAUAAAGUUAAAUUAUUUUCUUUCUCUCUUUCUUAAGCAAUACUUUGCAGGUGCUGCCGGUUCAAAGUCAGAAAGUGUUUUCUGAAGUAUAAACCUUCAGGGAAUCUCACUUGUAGGCCCACACAAAAAUAAAUGCCUUUUCAGAGAGAUUUGUGACCACUUAAAAAGCAAUAGAGCAGGAACCCUGUGUGUGUGGAGCGAGUCUGAAAUGUGUGUGAAAGGCCUGGAGCCCCCAAACAGUUGAGCAGAGGCAGGGCAUGAGGUCAAGUAAUUUAAACACGGCCCACGGAACUGUGAGGAGU
Phyllostomus discolor (pale spear-nosed bat) is the source of this 4858-nucleotide messenger RNA. RefSeq names its product OTU deubiquitinase with linear linkage specificity (gene OTULIN). Bases 130 to 1164 code for a protein of 344 amino acids. Gene Ontology annotation, molecular function: cysteine-type deubiquitinase activity. The record is from RefSeq and is a predicted model, not a curated record. The transcript has 7 exons. Lineage: Eukaryota; Metazoa; Chordata; Mammalia; Chiroptera; Phyllostomidae. Gene Ontology annotation, biological process: protein linear deubiquitination.